Uloborus diversus is the source of this 2134-nucleotide messenger RNA. RefSeq names its product protein spire homolog 1-like. The transcript is spliced from 13 exons. Gene Ontology annotation, biological process: polar body extrusion after meiotic divisions; Golgi vesicle transport; actin nucleation. The coding region runs from base 1 to 2037 and encodes 678 amino acids. The record is from RefSeq and is a predicted model, not a curated record. NCBI's taxonomy places the organism in Eukaryota, Metazoa, Arthropoda, Arachnida, Araneae, Uloboridae. Gene Ontology annotation, molecular function: actin binding. Gene Ontology annotation, cellular component: cell cortex; cytoplasmic vesicle membrane.
AUGGCCAGUUCCAAUAGGGACUCAGGAGCCUGCAAGCUCCCUCGUUACGGGGGCGAAGUUGCAGUGGAACCCAAGUCGGCAACUGCUUUGGUAGCCACCUUAGGCAUGAUCAUCUUCAACGUCCUCGACUUCCGGUUGCCACUGGAUGAGGAGCGGAAGCUGAGUCGCCCCCUGGAGCAGCUGAUCGAGCGGAUGACGUCCUCCUACCCCAGAGGGGAGGAAGAUGGUGGAGAGGAGGAGGACGCCGCCUCCCAGAAUGCGGAUGAGGGCAUCGAACAAGAUUCUGGGGAGGAUGAUGAGCGGAUCAUCAUGGAUUCGGAAGAUGAUGGCAAACUGCGGAAAGGGUUCUCUCUCCACCACGUUAUGGAAGUUUGCGCAAGAAAUUUAGUAUGUCCCGAGCAAGCAGAUUCUCAUUACAAAGCCGUCUGUCGAGCUCUCGUGGCCGAAGUUCUGGAGCUUACCACAUUUCUUGAAAAUAUCACAAAUAGAACACAGAUUCUACCAUCAUCUGAUGAUGAGACAGGACACAAAACUCUCGCAAAACUUGGCAUUCAGGAUUGGGCAAGAUUAUGGAUGCAAGUCAUUCACCAAUUAAGGCAGGGUGUUAAGCUCAAAAAAGUGGACCCUACGCACUUUCACCACCCCUUUGAGUUUGAACUUACUCCCUAUGAGAUGCUCCUGGAUGACAUAAGAUCACGGCGGUAUAAACUUCGUCAAGUCAUGGUAAAUGGUGACAUUCCUCCUCGGGUCAAGAAAGACGCACACGCUCUCAUCUUAGAAUUCAUUCGUUCCAGACCUCCUCUAGUUCCAGUAUCCAAGAGGAAAUUACCACCUACUCCACCAAGAACACUUACAUUGUAUGAAAAGUUGAUGGCAUCCAUCAAACAACAGCACAAAUUGAAACCAACUGUUCAACAGAAUGGAGAAGGGAACAACAAAAGAAAAAUUGAAACAUCAAGAACAAAGCUGGAAGAUUCUGAUGACACUCCUCAACCUCAAAGAAGGCUUAUCAAGCCAGAUAUUAGUUUCGGAUUUUCCUCCAGUUUUGAGUCAUUAGGUUCUGAGAGAAGACACAGCAUCAGUGUGUGUGAGUCUCCUCCUAAAUCAGGUGACCAAACGCCACUAGAUGAUAUGGUGCCUGGAGGAAGAAGGCUGCCCUUCCACGAAUCUUCUAGUCAAGCAAGGUCCGACUAUUGGAAAUCUUCUCAAUGGCAGUCCUUGGAGUGCCUAUCCCUAACAUUAGAAGAAGUGGUGCAUAUAAGGAAUGUUCUCACAAAGGCAGAGCUCGAGUCUGUCAUUGUAGACCAAGCCUUGUACGAGGAUCUCCGAAAAGGAAAGGUGUGCUUCACAUGCAAACAAGUGAGAUUUUUCUUUUUUGGACCUUGGGGUGUCAAAUGCAAACUGUGCGAAAGAACAGUAUGUGAUAAAUGCAGCAGCAAGAUGCGCAUUCCCACCGAGCACUUUGCAAGGAUACCAGUGUAUAUGCUCAGUCCCACUCCCAGUCCACCCCCUGAAGAGGAAUCUAGUCAUAGCUUCUGGAGAUUCUCAGAUGUUUUUGGCAGUUCCACUACCACAGAAACUCUUGAUGACACUCCAAAACUUCGCAAGCAGAAAACCAUUUGCGAAAGUCACGCCAGGAGGCGGAUAAACUUCCGGCACUCCGAAUCCGUGUAUGUAUUUCCGGAAAAGAAAAGUCAGACGGUCGCUCUACCUCCCAGAAAGAAAGUGCCUCUCCAACGUUCCAGGACACUGAUCCAUUCAGAGACUGUAGAUCCUAAGGAGAGCAAGUCCUCCAAAAAGGACAAGCUAAAGGGUCCUCUUGAGCCAGUGUGCCGCGGGUGUAAGGUAAUGGUUUCUAACAUAGUCCUAGCAAGUCAAGACAAAGUUAGCUUUGAACCAAACAGAAAGAAGAAGAAUGCUAAAACAUGGCCCCAAAAGAGGAGUGUCUGCAUGGCAGCCUUAACGGAAACACCCCCCUCAUCACCGGAAGAGACUUUUAUCAGCAAAGAUAUUGGCAGAAUACGGUAUAGUCCUUGAAGAGAAAUAUACCAGUUUGGUGACUCGCCAUAGCAUCUGCAAGGACAGUUUGCAAAAAGUAUCUCUGUAAUGGUUUUAUGGAGCUUAAAGUUGGAAG